Lacerta agilis (Sand lizard) is the source of this 1546-nucleotide messenger RNA. RefSeq names its product mitochondrial calcium uniporter (gene MCU). The coding region runs from base 88 to 1137 and encodes 349 amino acids. The transcript is spliced from 8 exons. Gene Ontology annotation, cellular component: mitochondrial inner membrane; uniplex complex. Lineage: Eukaryota; Metazoa; Chordata; Lepidosauria; Squamata; Lacertidae. Gene Ontology annotation, biological process: calcium import into the mitochondrion; mitochondrial calcium ion homeostasis. Gene Ontology annotation, molecular function: uniporter activity; calcium channel activity. The record is from RefSeq and is a predicted model, not a curated record.
GUGGCGGCGGCGGGGACUCUUCCCCGCCCCCUUCCAGCAACCCCGCAGCGCUGCCUGCCGGAGAGCGGGGCGGCUUCCAGUUGAGAGAUGGCGGCCACCGCGGGCAGAUCGCUGCUGCUCCUCCUCCUCUCGAGGACCCCCGGCGGCGGCGGAGGAGGAGCGGCGCUGACAGCCGCCGGCUGCUUCCCGGGGCUGGGGAGGCACCGUCAGCAGCAGCAGCGGCACAGGACGGCACACCAAAGGCUUCCUCCAUGGCACACCAUGAGAGUGGUCUAUUGCAGUACUGUAGUGCCCUCUGAUGACGUUACAGUGGUUUACCAAAACGGGUUACCUGUAAUAUCUGUGAAUCUUCCAUCUCGGCGUGAGCGGUGCCAGUUUACACUUAAGCCUAUAUCGGAUUCUGUUGGGGUAUUCUUACGGCAACUACAAGCAGAAGACCGGGGAAUCGACCGAGUUGCCAUUUACUCACCAGAUGGGACACGUGUUGCCUCUUCAACAGGCAUAGAUCUCCUACUCCUGGAUGAUUUCAAACUAGUAAUUAAUGACUUGACUUACCAUGUCCGUCCACCAAAGAGAGACCUCUUAAGCCACGAAGAUGCAACCACGCUGAAUGAUGUGAAGACAUUGGUUCAGCAGCUAUAUACCACACUGUGUAUCGAGGAACACCAGCUGAAUAAGGAGAAGGAGCUUGUUGGACGGCUAGAAGACCUCAAGCAGCAACUAGCGCCCCUGGAGAAGGUUAGGAUGGAAAUCCGCCGGAAAGCAGAGAAGAGGACCACCUGGGUGCUCUGGGGUGGGCUGGCUUACAUGGCCACGCAGUUUGGAAUUCUGGCCCGGCUCACUUGGUGGGAAUACUCUUGGGACAUUAUGGAGCCGGUGACCUACUUCAUCACAUAUGGCAGCGCCAUGGCAAUGUAUGCAUACUUCGUAGUAACGCGUCAGGAGUAUGUAUACCCAGAUGCCAGAGACCGGCAGUACUUACUAUUUUUCCAUAAAGGAGCCAGAAAGACGCGUUUUGAUCUAGAAAAAUACAAUCAACUCAAGGAUGCUAUUGCUCAGGCAGAAUUGGAUCUUAAGAGGCUUCGAGACCCCUUGCAGGUGCAUUUGCCUGUCCGACAAAUCAGCGAUAAAGACUGACCAGCACAGGUCCUCUGAACCCUGGCAGACUUGGCAAAAUGGUUCAUAGCUCUCACCUCUUUAAUUAAAGCAUUGCUGGUGGAAGCUGGGAGGUCUUGCGGGGGUGGAGAGCUUUUUAAUCAUUCAAAGCAGAACAAGGACCAUGGCUGGGGAGGGGUCAGUAUGUUCAACGAGAAGAUCGGGCAUUGUGGGAUGUUAAGUCUUUUCAAAGGGCUUGACAAAUACCGUCACAUUUAAACGUUCUUUCUUCCUGGAUGAAAAUAUAUAUAUAAAAAGUCGGCAUUUCAUAAACAGAAUGUAUGGGGGGGGCAUAUUUUUCUGGCUUUGCAGUGUCUGCCUCUUGAUGAUGCACCAGCAGCCUGCUAAGCUUUUUAAAAGACUUCUCCUCUUUCAAAAUACCAAUAAUAAA